Calidris pugnax (ruff) is the source of this 2543-nucleotide messenger RNA. RefSeq names its product phosphatidylinositol glycan anchor biosynthesis class T (gene PIGT). Gene Ontology annotation, cellular component: GPI-anchor transamidase complex. Gene Ontology annotation, biological process: attachment of GPI anchor to protein. NCBI's taxonomy places the organism in Eukaryota, Metazoa, Chordata, Aves, Charadriiformes, Scolopacidae. The transcript has 11 exons. Bases 359 to 2242 code for a protein of 627 amino acids. The record is from RefSeq and is a predicted model, not a curated record.
ACACAGUCCUUGCCAGGUGCUUGCGCACGGCAAAGCCUUGCGGCCAACCGCCCAAGCUCGGGCUGCCCAAGAGCUUCCCCAGGUUUCAAAGUCGGAGGAGGGAGCCCUCGGGGAGGGCCCCACAAAAUGGACGCCCUGGCUCCAGGCUGGAGUGCAGGGCCCCGGCUGCUCUCCCUCGGCAGGCACAGCCAGGCGGGCACUUUUCCCCCGGGGCCAGGACAAGCUCCGGUGUCCGGGCCUGCCCAUUUUAUCCGCCAGCCCGUGCGGGAGGAAAACCCCCGGCGGCGGCGGCCGGGCCCUCACCGUGAGGGAAGAGGAGGAGGAGGCCGGGCCGGGGCUGCGGCGGCGUCGCGUCUCCAUGGCAACGCCGGAAGCGGCCGCCAUUGGCCGGGCGACCGGAAGCGGAAGUGCCGGGCGGUGCGGGAGCGGAGGGAUGCUGGCGGCGGCGGGGCUGCCGCUGCUGCUGCUGCUGCUGGCGGCGGCGGGGCCGGGGCGGGCGGAGCGGGAUGAGCUGCGGGAGGAGCUGCUGCUGAGCCCGCUGCCCGACGGCGACGUGGCCGCCACCUUCCAGUUCCGUACGCGGUGGGACGCCGACCUGCAGCGGGGCGGAGUCUCUCACUACAGGCUCUUCCCGAAGGCGCUGGGGCGGCUGGUGGCGGCGCUGGGCGUGCGGGAGCUCCACCUCGCCCUCACCCAGGGCUUCUGGCGCACCCGGCUCUGGGGACAGCCGCCCCUGCAGGCACCCGCCGGCGCAGAGCUCUGGGUCUGGUUCCAGCCCACCGUCACCGAUGUUGACAAAGCCUGGAAAGAACUGAGUAACAUCCUCUCGGGAAUAUUCUGUGCUUCUCUCAACUUCAUUGACUCGACCAACACAGUCACACCGACAGCAUCCUUCAAACCCCUGGGCUUAGCCAACGGGACAGACCACCACCUCCUGCGGUACGCCGUCCUGCCCCGGGAGGUCGUCUGCACAGAGAACCUCACCCCGUGGAAGAAGCUGCUCCCAUGUGGCUCAAAGGCUGGGCUUGCUGUGCUGCUGAAGGCCGAGCGCUUGUUCCACAGCAGCUACCACUCGCAGGCAGUGCACAUCCGCCCCAUCUGCAGGGAUGCCUCCUGCCUGGCUGUGUCCUGGGAGCUCAGACAGACUCUCACUGUGGUCUUUGACACCUUUUCCAGCGGCCAAGGGAAGAAAGGUAAGCUCGGUGACAGUGUGCUGUGGACCUCGAGUGCCCACGGCACUCCACUCAGCCUGCCACUGGCUUUCCCUCCUGCAGACUGGUCCCUCUUCAAGAUGUUCUCUCGCACACUCACUGACGCGUGUCCUCUGGCAUCGGAGAGCAAGGUCUAUGUUGACAUCUCCCCUAAGAACAAGGAAAAGGAGUUACUGGAAGUGACCCCCCCUCCAGCAACUGUACACGAAGCUAUUGUCCAGGGAGACAAGAGAACCUAUGCUGUCUAUGACCUGCUGAGCCCCUCGCUCUUCAACACAUCUCGCAGCCUCAAUGUGCAGCUGAAGUGGAAGCGGCCCCAAGACAGCUCGGACCUGCCAACCCCCAUACUGCAUGCCCAGCGCUACGUGAGUGGGUACGGGCUGCAGACCGGGGAGAUCAGCACGCUCAUCUACAACACUCACCCCUACCGGGCCUUCCCCGUGAUCCUGCUGGAGACUGUGCCCUGGUAUCUGCGUCUCUACGUGCACACCCUGACUAUCAUCACGAAAGGGAAGGAGAACAAGCCAAGUUACAUCCACUACCAGCCAGCCCAGGACCGGAGACGGCCUCACCUCUUGGAAAUGCUGAUCCAGCUGCCAGCCAACUCUGUCACCAAGAUCACAAUCCAGUUUGAGAGGGCCUUACUGAAGUGGACAGAGUACACGCCUGACCCCAACCACGGCUUUUACGUCAGUUCAUCUGUGCUUAGUGCCCUGGUGCCCAGCGUCAUUGCGAUGAAGGAUGUGGAUGUGGAGCAGAGCCCUCUCUUCACCUCGCUGUUUCCUUCCUCUGAUGGCUCCAGCUAUUUUGUGCGCCUCUACACGGAGCCGCUGCUGGUGAACUUGCCGACGCCAGACUUCAGCAUGCCCUACAACGUCAUCUGCCUGACCUGCACCGUGGUGGCAGUGUGCUACGGCUCCUUCUACAACCUGCUCACCAGAACCUUUCACGUGGAAGAGCCGAGCCGGGGUGGGCUGGCCAAGCGGCUGGCCAACAUCAUCCGCAAAUUCAGGGGGGUGCCCCCCCUCUGAGAGAAACCAGGGCAGCUGGUGCUGGCUGGGGGGCUCCGUGGGGAGACCCAGGGAGCAGAGCACUGCUGCCUCUUGUCUUAACUGGAAACAGCCUGCUCCAUUUUGCUGCCUGGAUCUGUCUUCAGGAUCCAACAAGCUGAGAGAUCGCUUCCGUCGUUAAGAUGGGAAACGGCUCUUAGCCCAUCGACUACUGAACUGCACUGUUACGGGUUUGGGAGAGCUGUAAGACUUCUUUUGGGGAAAGGGGUAAUAUAUGUGCCAGGAAUGACGCUGGAAGUAAAGUUGAGUGGUUUUGUACGUC